CAACCGCCAUUCAGUUGUGGACGCUCCGCCAGGCAAGUUGUACGCGGUCUCAACUCAUACAAGCCGAAACAAUAAUUGCGGUUUUGUGUUUAGACGAAACAAAACUAAAGACAACGAUAGUUUUUUUACAAUGCUAGUAACUUUUGAAACUCAACUUAAUUGAUGAAUUAGAUGUUGUAGUUAACAAAACACAUCAUAAUUCGCGUUAUUUUGUAUUUUAUCUGUGAUAUUUAUUGACUGUGUAGUGUAAACGAACGAAACAUUCGAUUGUGUGGGAAUUAUAAUAAAAUGUCACGGGCUUCGGUCUUCAAAACGUUUUUCUAAAUUAGAAUCGUAAAAAUGACGAAAUACAAACUGAACAACACUAUUCGUUCUUCGCCUGAAGUCACACUGACCGCUUACAUUGCUGACGACGCUAAGAAACCUGACGAGAAGAAGUACGAGAUCGCAGUAUUGGACAGCAAUCAAAACGACAGUGCCGUGAACGAAAACAACCGCAGACUCGAGUCGAAGAUAUGUCACGUUUGUUCUCACCCGUGUGAGUUCGCGAAGCACUCCGACCGACUAGCCGCCUCGCUGGUGAAGCAAGAGUGCGACAGGUUCGGCUUGAACGAGCUCAGAGUUGAGGGCUUAGAGAAGAACGUGUGUCUGUGCGAGAGGUACAACGGAGGUUGCAAGCUGUGCCCUCGUCCGCUGAAUGCCAAUUUGAAUCUUACGCUGAACGGACGAGAGUCGUGCUUGGCAUGUCACAAGGCGACCGAUUCCUACUCUAAUACAAAUGGAUCAUAUCCGGGAAGUCUGUUCACGAAGACCCCCGUUAGCUGGAGGAGGAAGGCAGCUAGACGCGCCAGAGCAUGUUGCUCCAAGAAAAUGCUCCUCCGAAGAGUUCCUAUACUGCAGUGGUUGCCCAACUACACUUGGCGCAGCGGACUGUCUGAUACUAUUGCAGGUAUAACGGUGGGUCUCACGGUCAUACCUCAGGCUAUAGCUUAUGCUGGAGUGGCCGGCUUGCCGCCGCAGUAUGGACUCUACUCCUCAUUUAUGGCCUGCUUCGUUUACACGAUCUUCGGUUCAGUAAAGGACUCGGCUAUAGGUCCCACCGCUAUCGCCGCUAUACUGACGCGGGAAAAUCUCCACGGCCUGGGACCAGAAUUUGCUGUUCUACUGGCCUUUCUGUCUGGGUGCGUGGAGCUGGUCAUGGGAAUGUUGCAAUUAGGUUUUCUGAUUGACUUCAUCAGCGGUCCGGUCUCCGUUGGGUUCACAUCUGCCGCUGCCAUCAUCAUAGCCACUACUCAGGUUAAAGACAUCCUCGGGUUAAGUUUCCCUGGUGGCAAGUUUAUUCAGGUGUGGACGGGGAUAUACGAACACAUCGGUGAGACUCGACUCUGGGACACUGUGCUCGGUGUAACUUGUAUCGUUGUACUGCUUCUGUUGAGGAAAGUCAAGGAUAUAAGCGUGAAGGUCGAUGAGAGUUCAGGCAAGACCAGGCGUCUGCGUAAGGCCGCCUCGCAGACACUAUGGCUCGUGUCCACCACGCGGAACAUCCUGGUGGUGCUGGCCUGUGCAUCAUUGGCCUACUACUUCGACACGAGGCAGUUGCAACCUUUCGUUUUAACUGGUGAAGUGAAGGCGGGGCUACCACAGAUCUCCCCCCCACCAUUCUCCGCCACGGUCGGUAACCACACGUACACGUUUGUGGAGAUGGCGUCCACCCUCGGAUCAGCGAUAUUCGUGGUGCCACUCCUCUCUAUUUUAGAGAAUAUAGCUUUGGCUAAAGUUUUUUCGGAGGGUAAGUACGUGGACGCGACGCAAGAGAUGCUGGCUCUGGGCGUGUGCAACAUCGUGUCGGCGCUGGUGGACAGUAUGCCGGUGUCGGGGGCGCUGUCCCGCGGCGCCGUCAACCACGCCUCCGGGGUCGCCACCACCGCCUCAGGCCUCUGGGCCGGCGCGCUGGUGCUGCUCGCGCUACAGUAUUUCACGCCGUAUUUCUACUACAUUCCGAAAGCGUCAUUGGCUGCCGUCAUCAUUGCUGCUGUGGUCUUCAUGAUGGAACUGCACGUCUUCAAACCUAUAUGGAGGACGAAAAAAAUCGAUAUAAUCCCCGCGGUGGUGACGUUCGGCUCUUGUCUCAUGCUGCGACUGGAGCUUGGCAUCGUCAUAGGCAUCGGCGUUAACUUGCUGUUCCUGCUGUAUGCCUCCGCGAGACCCUCCGUGAAGGUCACGCGGGCCACCUCUGCGAGCGGCGUGGAGCACGUGGUGGCGGCGGUGGGCAGCGCGCUGUCGUUCCCGGCGGCGGAGUUCGUGCGGCGCGCGCUGCACAAGGCGGCGCCGCGCCUGCCGCUCGUGGUGGACGCCACGCACGUCAGGGCGGCAGACUUCACCGCCGCAGAGGGUAUCAAGGCGUUAAUUGAAGAUUUCGAGUCUCGUGGGCAAACGCUGAUCUUCUACAACGUAUCUCCGUCGCUGGGCAGCGUGCUGCAGGGCGUGCGGCCCCGGAGACUGCUGGUGUGCUCCUCCGCCACUCAGCUGGACCUGCUACUCGUGCAAGCCACGCAGCAAAGCCUCACCAACUCAUAGCUUAUAUCUACAUUGCGAACUACCGUUAGUGCAGCUCCACACGAUCUCGACGCGACGCGCAGUAUUGUGACGUGUCAUUGUGUUUAUUACGAGUUAAACUAUGUAGCUGUAGUGUGUUAUUGGAAAUGUUUCAAAUAGUUUUGUGAAUAAAUGUAUUGGUUACCAA
This is a messenger RNA of Bombyx mandarina (wild silkworm), 2743 nucleotides long. RefSeq names its product sodium-independent sulfate anion transporter. Gene Ontology annotation, cellular component: membrane. Gene Ontology annotation, biological process: sulfate transmembrane transport. Gene Ontology annotation, molecular function: secondary active sulfate transmembrane transporter activity. Lineage: Eukaryota; Metazoa; Arthropoda; Insecta; Lepidoptera; Bombycidae. The record is from RefSeq and is a predicted model, not a curated record.